UCCACUUCACAUGUAAAUAAUCAACGGUCUUACAUAUUUUAUUGUGUGGUAAUUAUUCGCAAAUAAUAUUACUCUUAAUAUAUUGAUAAUCCAUUAAGAUUACUGGAUGUGAAAAGAAUCAAAUAUGACGAAACAGAUUGAAUUUUUAUGUUUUUUAUUAUUUCCCAUUCACACACUAUCAAUUAACUUUAAUGAAUUAAAUUUGCCUCCGCAACAUAUUCCAUUUGUUUUUAAUGCAUUUCCUGAAAUUGCUGAAACCUGCAAUUCGGAACAAAGCUGCCCUUUCAAGAGUUCGCUGGGUGCAAAAUCGUGUUGGGGUUAUGAACGAGACUGUGAUAAAAAAUCCUCGUAUCAUGUGCGCCCAGUGUGUCCUGGCGAUCACAGAGGUUGGGUUAAAACGAAAGAAGCCCAAUAUGAUACGUUUUACACACAAGCAGAUUUUGGUUAUGUUAAAGAACAAAUCGAUGAUUUGAUGGUGAUGUGUGAAGCACUAUACCCUGAUGAUACAUCGCUUGAAUGCUCGAAAUAUCUUAGGUUCUGCAGGGGAAGAAAUAUAAUGCUGAAUUUUACUGGCCUUGUGGGUCGUGGUGAUAAUUUGAGAUACAAAACUGAUAUUCUCAGUGCUGGACAAAUAGGUGGCUACUGUAAGUUCUAUUCAGAUAGACUUAUGAAGGAGGCAGAACAUAUGAGUGCAUUACAGUCAUGGGGUCCAGAAAUGGUGAAUUUCGUCAAAACUCCUAAAAAGCCAAUAGCAGAUGGAAUGUGUGACAUUGUCAUAGAUAAACCAACUUAUAUCAUGAAACUUGAUGCCGCUGUAAACAUGUAUCAUCAUUUUUGUGACUUUUUCAAUUUGUAUGCAUCACUACACGUAAAUUCCACACACCCAUCAACAUUUACUAGAAACAAUCAUAUUCUAGUUUGGGAAACAUUUACAUAUGAUUCUGCAUUCAAAGACGCUUUUAAGGCAUUCACUGAGAAUCCGAUUUGGGAUUUAAAGAGGUUUAGAGGAAAAGUUGUCUGUUUUAAAAAUGCAGUGUUCCCGCUUCUGCCAAGAAUGAUUUUUGGUCUCUACUACAACACACCUCUAAUAUACGGAUGCGAAAGAAGUGGAUUGUUUCAUGCCUUCUCUAAACACAUACUGCAUUCUUUGAAUAUAAAACUGCAUAUGCGUACCGAUGAUAGAGUACGAGUUACUCUCCUAUCGAGAGGAACCACAUAUAGGUCAAUUCUAAAUGAGAAAGAAAUUGUAGAUGCUUUGCUCAAAGAAGAUGGUUAUUAUGUGCAACGCGUUGUGUAUGACAGGACAGUUUCAUUCACAAAGCAGCUAGAAAUAACUCACAAUACUGAUGUGUUCAUUGGAAUGCAUGGAGCCGGUCUGACACAUUUACUGUUCUUACCUGAUUGGGCAGCGGUAUUUGAAGUAUACAAUUGUGAAGAUCCUAACUGCUAUGCUGAUUUAAGUAGACUUCGAGGACUCAAAUACGUAACAUGGGAAGAUAAAUCAAAACUUGUCCAACAAGAUGAGGGUCACAGUCCCGGCGGUGGUUCACAUGCAAAGUUCACCAAUUAUUCGUUUGACGUCAAAGAAUUCUUGAGGUUGGUCGCGAAGUGUGCCGAGUACGUGCGCAACAGACAAGACUUUCAGAACUUCGUUGAAGCGUCUCUUAUUAAAAUGCACGAAGAAUUAUAGAAGGAAUAAUAAGUAUUGAUGUUGUUUAACGACGAUGUAAAUAAGCGACCGGACACUAGUAAAAGUUAAAUCUAAAAGUGAUUAGAACGAUUUAAAAAAAAAAAAAACUGAAUUGUUCUCAUUUUUUUAAAACGGUAAGAUAAUUUAGUGAUUGUAUGAUAAAAUGACUCUAAGCUAAUAUUUUCUCCCGCUCUUGACCCGUAGUUUACACCGAUCACUAUAAAUGUGGCUAAUUUUAAACAGUAGAAUAUUAUCUAUGGUUGCUCAUUGCGUCGCUUAUUUCAGCUCCGGCUGACCGUUAAACGGAUCUUGGCUUAGUUUAUUUAAAAAAAAAAACCGUCCAUUUCCCUAUUGUAUUAACUUAGCUGUGAUUUAUAAGAAUCUUAGUAUAUAAAAGUUUUCAGCCAUAUUGUGAUUUUAAAUUUUAUAAUAAGAAAUUUAUUGUAAAUUGUGUGUUAAUUUAUACAGGGUGUGAGCCACAUCUCAGCAAAAAUCAAUGUUUAUUAGGUAAGCUAGUAUAAAUGCUGUUUGUUUUGGGAAGUUCAUUAUUUAUUAGUGAAUUCGUGACUUACAGGCAAGACAAAGACAGUUGAUAGACUUCUCCCUCGCGUCUAUCGAGGUCAUCGACCCCGCACGUCAACUGAUUUCAUUCGUGUUGCAAAAAAAGCAGGUAGCUGCUAGCGCUUGCAAGGAGCGGCUCUUUUGUGUUUUUUUUUACACAAAUAUGUAUUAAUUUUAAAUGUAGUUCAUUUAUUUGAACAGGCAAAGAGAAUAAGAAACAAAUGUAAUUAAGUGUUUAUGUAUUUGUCUUUGUUUAUGUAUUUGUUUCUGUGACUGUUUUAUUGUAACCAUUACAAGUUAUCCAAUGCUAUAGUCAAGAUUACAUAGAGAGAGCUCUUUCCCUAGUUUCUGCACAACUGCUUCGAGAUGAAAAUUGGCCAUGCAACCGAUUAUCAAUAUAAAAAAAAUUCACCACAAAGUCCCUACCUACACCAAAUGGUUAUUAACCCAAAUGUGAUGUUUCGCUUUAAUUCCUUUCUUCGUGAUGGCAACUCGUUAAUGUUAUUAAAAAAAAAUUGGGAAAAAAUGCAUUUGAAUUUUUUUAAUUAAAGACGACUAUAAUUUUGGUAAGCAAAAGCAUAAAAUCUUAC
This is a messenger RNA of Bombyx mandarina (wild silkworm), 2841 nucleotides long. It is a transcript of the gene Eogt, whose product is annotated as EGF-domain O-GlcNAc transferase. Gene Ontology annotation, molecular function: protein O-acetylglucosaminyltransferase activity. NCBI's taxonomy places the organism in Eukaryota, Metazoa, Arthropoda, Insecta, Lepidoptera, Bombycidae. The record is from RefSeq and is a predicted model, not a curated record. Gene Ontology annotation, cellular component: endoplasmic reticulum lumen.